AUGAAUUUCCAGGACUAGCUUGCCUUCCCACUGGGUGUAUUGCUGUGCUGUGCUCUCCAAACAUCUGCUGUUCACCAUCCUGCAUCUCAUAACUGCACCAGCAGUGCUCAAAGAAUAUCCUUGAGCCACUCCUGUAAGACUGACCUGCCCACAUCCUCCCAAAUUAAAUCUAAAGCAAAUCCAUUACAGCAUACUAAAGAGAAUAGUAGGGUGCAGCUAGAUCCUUGAGAGGCUGAGAAAAGGGAGCAGAAUAUAAUCUUUAGGCACAACGUCAAUGUGCACCCACCUACAGGGAACUGUGAAACUUGACUCACGUUAAGGAUCUCUGAAAGGGUGGAGAAGCUUUAGAAGGAAGUGGCAGAGCUGAAGGAAAUUUUCAGUCCUUAGAAGUGCUGUUGGGAAAGCCAAGGCUGUGGAAAACUUUCCAAUGGACUCUCUGGGGUGGUCAUGGAACCUGCAUUCCUGCUGACCAUGGACAAACAUGUUGGAAAAAUCAAGGCUGGAGCUGGUCCCUUCUUGGACCUGGGGCAGAUGGACAAGUUGUGCAUUGUGGUGUUGUUCUGGCUGGGUGUGCCUCGCUGCAGUUGCCGUGGCAAUGCUGGGAAGUGUGGCUGUGAUGAGCCUUCUGGUGAGGAUUGCAGCCUUCAGGUGUGCCUGGAGAACUGUAGCAGCAGUGGGAUCUGUGGCACGGCCAAAGGGGUCUGCCAGUGCCACAAGGAGUUCAUUGGACAGGACUGGAGUGAGAAUCAAUAUCCUGGGGAUUGCAGUGGCAACGGGUUCUGUGACACAGGAGUGUGCUACUGUUACAAUGGCUUCUUUGGCCUCAGCUGUUCCAAGGUCCUUGCUCCCCAGAAUAUGCAGUUGCUGAACCCCACAGAGAACUGUCUGUCUGUCAGCUGGGAUCCUGUGACUGAUAUGGAUAAUCAUCUCCUUACCUAUUAUCUGGCUUGGUAUGAAAUGAUGGUGAAACAAAUCCAUGUGCCCAAAGAGCAGCUCAGCCAUGAGAUUACUGGUGCCAGGGUGGAAUCUCACAAUGUCAAACUUCCAUCACAUGUGAAGGGGAUUGCCAGUGAGCCCAAGCAUCUAGAAACAAGUACAGUCCAGUCUGCAGUCAAUGUCAUCUGGGUGCCAGAGGAGAUGGAGUACUCCCUGGAAGUGGAGUGGGUGAACCCAUCAACAGAUGUGCAUUAAUACAAGCUGAAGUUCAGAUCCCUAGUGGAGAUGGAUGAGAAGCAGGUCAUGGUGCCCAAAAGCAAUGACCCUAAGAGCAGAUACAUCCUCACUGGCCUGAAACCUGUAACAGAACAUAAGGUCACUGUCACACCUGUGAAAGACAGCACAGAGGGGAAGCCAUCCUCAGUGACUGGCAGGACUGGUAUCCCAACCAACCUGACAACCGACCAAGGGACAGAAGAUACCGCCACUGCCUCAUGGAAUAAAAUGGAGGCUCCCUUAGACAGGUACAUGGGGAGAUACACCUCAGCUGAUUGAGACACCAAGGAAAUACAGUUGGGCAGUGCAAAUGACAUGAUCACUUUACUGGAUCUGAAGCCUGACAUGGAAUAUGUUGCUGACAUCUGCUCAGAGAAGGGGCUCCAGAGGAGCAAGAAGGCAAGCACCAGAGCUGUGACAGAAAUUGACAGCCCAACUAUCAGUAACCACAAGCAUCAUCACAGAGAGAUUCUAAUUACCUGGAGAAAUCAACAGCCUGGCUCACCUUGCUGUGCCUCAGUGCCUUACCUUGCCUUGCUGUGCCUCUUCAUCGUCAAUGCCAAGUGUGUAAUGGACAGCACGAGUCUGGUAACUGGCCAAGUGACAGAGGACUCAGCCACCAUCUCCUGGGACAGAGUGCAAGCUCCCGUGGACAAGUAUGUGGUGGGCUACACUUCUGCUGGUGGGCACAUUAAAGAAACAGAAGUGGGGAAGGACAGGAGCAUUACCACCCUUCCAGGACUGAAGCCAGGCAUGAAAUUCCCUAUCCAUCUCUGGACAGAGCUGGGGAGCAAGCAGAGUAAGAAGGCAAGCACUGACAGGUAAUUUGACUUUUCUUUUUGCACAGAGACUGAUCCUCCCAAGAACCUCCAUGUGUCAGGUGUGACUCAUUCUACUGGUGUAGUUACCUGGACUCCUCCCACAGCACAGAUUGAUGGCUGUUCUCUGACCUACCAGGGUGAAGAUGGCACAAGCAAAGAAGUACAUCUGGGUCCCAGCAAAUGAUUGUUUGUGCUAGAAGGGCUGGAACAAGGAAUGAGGUACACUGUCUUUUUGAUGGCCUACAAGGGAGAUUGCCUGAGCAGAAAGAGCAGAGGCUCUGUUCACACAGUGAGCUUCCUCUACCUGUAUCCCACGGAUUGCAGCCAGGUGCAGCAGAAUAGAAAUGCCUCCAGUGGCAUGUACACCAUUUACCUGAACGGGGAUGGCAGCAGGCUGCUGCACAUGUACUGUGACAUGAGCACUGAUGGAGGCAGGUGGAUACUGAGUGAGGCUCUGCUCCUCUUCCUGCUUUUUGAUAAAUGUAAUCACAUGGACAUGACACAAAUGUUAAGUAAUUGUCUUUUAUUUCUAGGUUUUGACAAGCUGCACAACCUCAGGGGCUGCAGCUCCAUCUGCUACGAGCUUGUGGCUUUGUGGACAGCCAGGGAAUCUGUCUCUGCUGUCUAUGAUUUCUUCCAGGUUGCCUCAAGGCUGUCACUAGGGAAUUACAGAGGCAAUGUUGGGGUUGCAAGGACCUACCACAAUGGCUGGAAGUUCACAGUGUGGGACAGGGACAAUGAUGUGGCUCUCAGCAACUGUGCCCUGAUGCACCAGAGCGCAUGGGUAAAGAACUGCCACCCAGCCACUCUCAGUGGGAAGCACAGGGAGAGAAAUCACAGGGAGGGUGUGAACUGGGAGUCAUGGAAAGGACAUGAAUUCUCCAUCUGUUUUAUGGAGAUGAAGAUUCAUCCUCAUUCUUCCAGUGAUAAGCCAGUCCUGGGGAGGAGGAAGAAGUCUUUAUCAGAGAAGAGGAAAAGGUCAGGGCUUAAAUAG
Pseudopodoces humilis (Tibetan ground-tit) is the source of this 3027-nucleotide messenger RNA. The record is from RefSeq and is a predicted model, not a curated record. Lineage: Eukaryota; Metazoa; Chordata; Aves; Passeriformes; Paridae.